Echinops telfairi (small Madagascar hedgehog) is the source of this 2721-nucleotide messenger RNA. RefSeq names its product EPH receptor A5 (gene EPHA5). The coding region runs from base 1 to 2418 and encodes 805 amino acids. The record is from RefSeq and is a predicted model, not a curated record. The transcript has 15 exons. Gene Ontology annotation, cellular component: membrane; neuron projection. Gene Ontology annotation, molecular function: ATP binding; transmembrane-ephrin receptor activity; protein binding. Gene Ontology annotation, biological process: protein phosphorylation; axon guidance; cell surface receptor protein tyrosine kinase signaling pathway. NCBI's taxonomy places the organism in Eukaryota, Metazoa, Chordata, Mammalia, Afrosoricida, Tenrecidae.
AUGGCAAAUCUGCAGACCACUACCCCAAGGAAACUAAAGUGGGAAGAGAUUGGUGAAGUUGACGAAAACUACGCCCCCAUUCACACAUACCAAGUAUGCAAAGUUAUGGAGCAGAAUCAGAAUAACUGGCUUUUAACCAGUUGGAUGUCCAACGAAGGUGCUUCCAGAAUCUUCAUAGAACUCAAGUUUACUCUACGGGACUGCAACAGCCUUCCGGGAGGCUUGGGGACCUGUAAGGAAACGUUCAACAUGUAUUACUUCGAGUCAGAUGAUGAAAAUGGGAGAAAUGCCAAGGAAAACCAGUACAUCAAAAUUGACACCAUUGCUGCUGACGAGAGCUUUACAGAACUUGAUCUUGGUGACCGGGUUAUGAAACUGAAUACAGAGGUCAGGGAUGUAGGACCUCUAAGCAAGAAGGGGUUUUAUCUUGCUUUUCAAGAUGUGGGUGCUUGUAUUGCUCUAGUUUCUGUGCGUGUAUACUAUAAAAAAUGCCCUUCUGUGGUGCGGCACCUGGCUAUCUUCCCAGACACAAUAACUGGUGCUGAUUCUUCACAGCUGCUUGAAGUGUCAGGGUCCUGUGUCAACCAUUCUGUGACUGAUGAACCACCCAAAAUGCACUGCAGUGCUGAAGGGGAGUGGCUGGUCCCCAUCGGGAAAUGCAUGUGCAAGGCAGGGUAUGAAGAGAAAAACGGAACCUGUCAAGCACCCUCUCCAGUCACCAAUGUGAAGAAGGGGAAGAUUGCUAAAAACAGCAUAUCUCUAUCUUGGCAGGAGCCAGAUCGCCCCAAUGGAAUCAUCUUGGAGUAUGAAAUAAAAUAUUUUGAGAAGGACCAAGAGUCCAGCUACACGAUCAUCAAAUCCAAAGAGACGGCUAUUACCGCAGAGGACCUGAAGCCAGCCUCAGUGUAUGUCUUCCAAAUUCGGGCGCGCACAGCAGCCGGCUAUGGUAGCUACAGUCGGAGAUUUGAGUUUGAAACCAUCCCAGUGUCAGUUGCAGCACCCGGCGACGAAAGCCAGAUUCCCAUCAUUGCUGUGUCCGUGACCGUGGGAGGCAUUUUGUUGGCAGUUGUUAUCGGCUUUCUGCUCAGUGGAAGUUGCUGCGAAUGUGGCUGUGGGAGGGCUUCUUCCCUGUGCGCUGUUGCCCAUCCAAGCCUAAUAUGGCGGUGUGGCUACAGCAAAGCUAAACAGGAUCCAGAAGAGGAAAAGAUGCAUUUUCAUAAUGGGCACAUUAAAUUGCCUGGAGUAAGAACUUAUAUUGAUCCACAUACUUAUGAGGACCCAAAUCAAGCUGUCCAUGAAUUUGCGAAGGAGAUAGAAGCUUCAUGUAUCACCAUUGAAAGAGUUAUUGGAGCAGGCGAAUUUGGUGAAGUAUGUAGUGGACGUUUGAAGCUGCCUGGAAAAAGAGAAUUGCCCGUGGCAAUAAAAACGCUAAAAGUAGGUUAUACUGAAAAGCAACGCAGAGAUUUUCUGGGUGAAGCAAGUAUCAUGGGACAGUUUGAUCAUCCUAACAUCAUCCAUUUAGAAGGUGUUGUGACUAAAAGUAAACCAGUAAUGAUCGUGACAGAGUAUAUGGAGAAUGGGUCUUUAGAUACAUUUUUAAAGAAAAAUGAUGGGCAGUUCACUGUCAUUCAGCUUGUUGGCAUGCUGAGAGGCAUCGCUGCUGGAAUGAAGUACCUUUCUGACAUGGGCUACGUACAUAGAGACCUGGCUGCCAGAAACAUCUUAAUCAACAGUAACCUUGUGUGCAAAGUGUCUGACUUUGGACUUUCCAGGGUGCUGGAAGAUGAUCCUGAGGCAGCGUACACCACAAGGGGAGGCAAGAUUCCAAUCAGAUGGACUGCCCCCGAAGCGAUAGCCUUUCGAAAGUUCACCUCUGCCAGCGAUGUCUGGAGCUAUGGGAUAGUGAUGUGGGAGGUUGUGUCUUAUGGCGAGAGACCCUACUGGGAGAUGACCAAUCAAGAUGUAAUUAAAGCAGUAGAAGAAGGCUACCGUCUACCAAGCCCCAUGGACUGUCCGGCUGCUCUCUACCAAUUAAUGCUGGAUUGCUGGCAGAAAGAUCGAAAUAGCAGACCCAAGUUUGAGGAAAUCGUCAACAUGUUGGACAAACUGAUUCGCAACCCAAGUAGCUUGAAGACGCUAGUCAAUGCAUCAAGCAGAGUAUCUAAUUUAUUGUCAGAACAUGGGCCCUUGGGUUCCGGGGCAUACAGAUCAGUAGGUGAAUGGCUGGAAGCCAUCAAAAUGGGCCGCUAUACGGAGAUUUUCAUGGAAAACGGAUACAGUUCAAUGGACGCUGUGGCUCAGGUGACCUUGGAGGAUUUGAGGCGACUCGGAGUGACUCUUGUCGGUCACCAGAAGAAGAUCAUGAACAGCCUUCAAGAAAUGAAGGUGCAGCUGGUAAACGGCAUGGUGCCCUUGUAACGUCAUUUUUAAUACCCCUGCUUCACGUAAACGAGCCUUGGUAGCACCAUGGUUAAUACUCAGCUGCUAACCCCACGGCCAGCCGUCCCAACAAGCAGCUGCUCCCAGGGAGAAUGAUCCAUCAGCCUGCUUCUUGAACCAUUCCAGCCUUGGGAGCCGCGGGGCAGUUCUACCCCGUCCUGCGGGCUCUCUGUGACCUGGAAUUGACUUGUCACCCAGCGGUUUGGUUUGGAUGGAUGUUCCAGUGAACGACUCUGCACUUUGUAAACAAGCCCUGAGAUUUAUUUUAACAAAAAAAAAAAA